AUGGUACUCCUUCACCUUGCUGCCGGUUUUCUGGCCGUUGUUGCUCCGACAUCAGCUUUGAUCUUUGAGGUACCAGCAUCAGCACCGAGAAAUGCAAGCGCUCAGCUGGCUGAGGCACCAGUAGGCCUCUCAGACCGUGCGACAUAUGAUGCGUCUUCCAGCAGCGCAGUCACCUACACAGUAGCCGAUCCAGCAGAUGCACCUUCAUCACUUACAUUUGGCCCGCCAUUCAUAGCCCUGGCUGCGGACUACGACGGUCAGGUUAUCAUAGGUCUUAAUCGCCGUCUGAACAAUCAGUCCAACACGAUUGCUGCAGCCACUCUAGCUAAAGAUACAAUACAGAACCUUUAUGCCAUAGAGCUUGGAAAUGAACCUAAUUUCUUUUCCGCUAGCGACCCUAUUGCAGACGGCGGGUCAUGGGAUGCUGCAGCCGACUAUAAAUCUCAAGUGGCUUGGCAGGAUGCAGUCUGCCAGAAUCUGUCCUCAUCAGAUCUCAUUUCAGCAGGCGUCUAUUUUGGCACAUCGCCCAUGAGUAUCUCCGGCUUGUCUUCUGUUGAGGGCGAGGCCAACGACCUUGUCAAGGACUACUGCUCGCACAAUUAUCCCCAGUCACCAAACACUGCUGAUCUGGCCGGUCUGAUGAGCCAUAGUGGUAUUGCAUCUCAAAUCCAACCCUUUGCCGCUGAGGCUUCAGCGGCGGCUUCCAAAGGCAAAGCUCACAUUUUUGGAGAAACUAACUCUGGUAAUUGCAUUCUACUACGUGAUGCAAACUAUUCUUAUGGGCACGCAGGUCCGUACUGCUGGUGGGGGCGCUACAAUAUGGGUGCACCUUAUUAUGGCGCCUACUUUGCGACAAUGGCUCUGGCCAAUGCAGAUCAGAUCGCUCCGCUAGAUGACCAGACAACUCCGUACGCAGCAUACGCAAUUUAUCAAGACGGCGCACCGUCCAGGGUACUGUUGUACAACUCAGACUACUACACCAAUGGCACACGCCCGUCGCAGACCUUCACUCUGAACGGACUGACAUCCUCCAGUGUCACCGCGAAGCGGCUAACAGCACCCGACUCUACCUCCAGAGUUGAUCAGGGCCAGGUUCCUACCGUUGCCGGCCGAACCUUUGCAAACGAAACAUGUGUGAUCCAGGGUGAUGAAGUCAUAGAAACAAGCACCGUGUCUUCCGGUUCAGCCACAUUUACGCUCAGCGCCUCAGAAGCUUUGCUUGUCUAUCUCUAA
Messenger RNA from Aspergillus pseudotamarii, 1233 nucleotides. Its product is annotated as glycosyl hydrolase family 79 C-terminal domain-containing protein. The transcript is spliced from 5 exons. NCBI's taxonomy places the organism in Eukaryota, Fungi, Ascomycota, Eurotiomycetes, Eurotiales, Aspergillaceae. The coding region runs from base 1 to 1233 and encodes 410 amino acids. The record is from RefSeq and is a predicted model, not a curated record.